AACCCCAAGUUGGUGCGAGCGCAGCUGGAGAGAGCGGCCACGCUCAGCACCAAGAUCGGUGCGGCUCAGAGCAGCGAGCCCAAGGGAGCGUUCGGGUUCCAGCCGGACACUUAUGGAGGAGGAAAGAAGGGAUACGGCUUUGAAAGGUAUGAUGAAGGGGAAGGCUAUAGUGAAGAUGAUCCUUUUAAGAGGAAGAAGGAGUUUUCUGAGCUUUUCAAGAAGCAGAUGAGCAUGCGGAAGGGUAACGACAGCAGUCAGAGGGAAGAGUUUGUUCCUCCAGAUAUCGACUGCCCGCUUAGAGAGGCCAGCAGCCAGAGAAUUCCCAAGCUCAGCGUAAAGGCCAGAGAGCACUGCCUGCACCUCCUGCAGGAGGCACUUCAAGGCCAGCAGGGGGCAGAAGAUGCACUCAACUCUGACAGUCUGUCCUUGGCGGUGGAUAUUGAACACGAGGUCUUCAGAAACAGCAAGUCCUCUAACUUGUACAAAGCUGUGGUGCUAAAGAAGGUAACAGAGAUGAAGAAAGCGGCACCUGCUUCAGCAGGUCGAGAUAAAGGAGAAGGUGCUAGGAGCAGCAGCGGCAGCGAUUCCAGAGAAACAGAACUCAAAGAGGCUGGAUCCUCCUCUUCAUCCUCGGUUUCUGAUGAGCCGCAGGGGUUCACGCUGGCAUCUGAGGUGUACUCGCUGAAGCGUAAGAGGGUAGGAGCAGGCCAACGGGGCUCUUCUAACCCCUUCAUAACUGCUAAGGAUUUAAUAAACCCCUCCAUGUUGGAAACGGGGGCUAACAAAGGUAGGACAAGCGGCGGAUUUUUCAAUGGCUGCUCAGGAGAAACCAUUAUGCAGGGAAAAGAAGCCAACACAGAUGCAUCAUCGCCCAUCAAAGCCAAAGCAAAUGCCGUCACGACCUCCCUGAGCAGCCCGACUAAAGGAGGCAGAGCCAUGAGCAAGAAGCAGCAGAAGCUGGCGGAAGCAGCAAAGAGUUCCCACAACAUUUCUCAUUUCUUUUUCGUGAAGAAACGUACUCCAGAGAAAAGCCAGGAUGAGGAGGAGAUGCCGAGGGAGCCCGAAGCCCCUUUAUCUCCCGCUCCAGCUUCAAUCUCCCAGGAAUACAUCAACCAGGAACCACACUCACCUGCUGCAUCGGAAGGAGAGAGCAGUGCUGCACAGUCAGAGACUGAGGAUGUGAUCCUCAUAGAAAGCAAAUCUGAGAUAAUUGUUAUACCUGAUGAUGACGAGGAGGACGGAGCUGAUAUUGCAGAACCAGUUCAAGAGACAUCUGAGCAGGACCUGACGUCCAUCACAGAACAAAACAAAGACGAAGAAGAACUUAAACCAAGUGAAGAAGAGGUUAACGCAAGUGAAAUUCCCGGGGUGACAGAUGACAUGAGAACCAUGGCGGAGUCUCCCCCUCCGGCGAAGCGCAGCCGGCCUGCGAAUGGGAGCAGCAGGAGAGUAACCUUCAACCCCAACGUGCAGGAGAGAGCCCUGCACCCGGUCACUGACUCGCCCAAGCCUGUAACACUUAAGGAAGCAGCUGAUAUCGUGGUCCGCUACCUGGACCCUUUUUACACUCAGGGAAAGUUUGCCACAAAGGAGCUGUUUAAGUCUUUCGCUCGCUACUUGUCUCACCUGCUUACAGAGGGAAGGAGCAGGGGGAAAGGCCAAGUGAAAGCAGAGGCCAAGGCUCUCAUCAAGAAGUUCUUCAGCAGCGUUCAGCGCUGUGAGAGCGAGGCAGACUGGAAGCACCUUAAGAGACCUCACAGCUGUAAAACCACAGCGAAAAGUGAAUGAAUGGGGGGAGGAAAUAUGUAGCCCUUCCUCUUUGACAGUGCCUAAACUUCUCCGGUUACGAUGACCUCAGGCUCUGUCACAGAUGCCUGCUGACGAGGUUUAUAGUCCACUUGCUGCUAUUUUGUUGUUCUUUUAAAAUGUUUUCCAGGAUGGUUGCUGAUACUGUAACUUAGGUUAAUAAAUAGUAAGCAAUAAAACAGGGACAGUUUUACAGCCUGAGAGAUCAGACAGAUGCAUGUGUGAGACUUCUUUUUAAACUGCAAACUGUGUGUAAUUCACAUGGUCUUAUUACAUCACAGUGCAGCAGUGCAGAGUUAUGCAGACCCAGUGUUGCUUGGAGCAGGAAGCCAGCUGAGGUUUUUCACAGGCUUCUCAUAGCAGGAAAAGCAGAGGUGUAAUUAUUGGCAUUCAAACAACUGCGUGCGAUUUUAAGCAAGCUGGUUUGGGGAUUUUCUGAUGUUGCCAUACUGGAACAUUU
This is a messenger RNA of Neolamprologus brichardi, 2266 nucleotides long. It is a transcript of the gene recql5, whose product is annotated as RecQ helicase-like 5. Gene Ontology annotation, biological process: regulation of DNA-templated transcription; double-strand break repair via homologous recombination. Gene Ontology annotation, cellular component: chromosome; cytoplasm; nucleus. Gene Ontology annotation, molecular function: ATP binding; nucleic acid binding; 3'-5' DNA helicase activity. NCBI's taxonomy places the organism in Eukaryota, Metazoa, Chordata, Actinopteri, Cichliformes, Cichlidae. The record is from RefSeq and is a predicted model, not a curated record.